GGCUCGCUGCAACCAGCCGGUAGUUUCAGUUCACACAGAAACCACGGUGGAGGCGGCGGCGUGUAGCCGGAGUCUUCUGAGAAAGGAGACCGAAAACCAAGCUGUAGACAGUUAUAUGUCGUUUCCUGUGGAUGAUAAUAACGAAUGGCUGGCUCGUCGGUGAUGUACUUUCAAUAUCUACAAGACCUUGGGGGUUGAUAUCCAGAAUCUUUUUGGACAUCAUCCCGGUAUUGUAUUUUUGACCGGAAGCAUUUGAUGAUGGAUUGGAACCGUCCCACACCUUGAAAUAAGUCCUACCCGGAUCGAAUUACCGGUCGUGUUAGGUUUCCUACCUAAAGCACCGACCUCACCACCUCCGCGCCUGGAACAGGUGGAAACGUGUCAUUUAUUUAGUUGUUGUCACCACCCACCUGGAAGUGGCAUGGGUAACCAGGUUGAGAAACUGACACAUCUGACUUAUGACAAUGUUCCGACCGCGGAUCCCAACGGGUUUGACACGGAGGAUGAGCUGGGGCCCCGGAUCGGAGUGUCCUACAUCUUCUCCGCGGACGACGACGAACAAGAGGAACGUGUUGACGGACCGGACAAGGAUCAGAACGAGGAAGAGAAACAAUACGAUAACUGCAACGAGCUGGAGUGUGUUGUGUACUACCGUGACGAAUCUGUGUACGAGAAAAAUCUCAAACUCUCUGAUAUGAGCACGUAUUCGACUGAGAAUCUUUUAAACAAGUGCAUACCGGGGGAUUUGGUGGAGUUCGUGGCUACGGGCCAGUACCCUCACUGGGUUGUGUACGUGGGCGACUUUCAGGUCGUUCACCUGCACCGGGCUGAAAUCAAGAAUAAUUUCCUGACAGAUGCCAGUCAAGGAAAGCGAGGCAGGAUAGUUAACGGGCUGUAUAAAUUCCGCGCUCUGCCUCCCGAGGUGGUGGUGCAGAACGCGGUGCAGCAAGUAGGAACGAGAGACAGAGAGCUGGACUGGAGGAACUCUGAGUGCUUUGCUGCGUGGUGCAGGUUCGGGAAGAGGGAAUUUAAAAUAGGAGGAGAGAUCCGUAUCGGAAAGCAGCCCUACAGGUUGAAAAUGUUGUUUUCUGAAAAGAAGAGUCACGUCCUUGAAUUUCAGAGUUUUGACGACUUGAUCAUGGAGAAGAGGAGAAACGAUCAGAUAGGCAGAGAUGCGGUGACGCAAGAGUUAGCGAACCAUCUCAACGCAACCGAUGCGGAAAUUAAGGACGACUUUCAUCAGAGUGUGAACUGAAAGACCCCAAGAGAAACGGAUGGUAAUGUCCAGUGGACGACUUGGGCAGCGUUCAGCUUUAGGAUACAGGAGCCCACGUGACUAGAACACUGUUGGAAAUCCUGUUUUGUUUUUUUUGGCGCAAAGGCCGUGCGCCUUUUUAUGCAUACCAAAACAUUUAUAUUGGUUUGAGACGAAGUAGCAACUCAACCAAUGAAGUGCAUUUAAUUUACCAACAGUUUCUACCUUGAGACAAGGACACCUUGAAACCCACAAAAAUUCCCAUUAAUACUGAACAAAAAUCUAAACUCAUCAUGCAACAAUUUCAAAGAAUUUACUGAGUUAUGGUUCAUAUAAGGAAAUCAGUCGCUUGAAAUAAAUUGAUUAGGCCCUAGUAUAUGGAUUUAGGGUCUAAUGUUCACUAUCGGAUGUAAACAAAUAUGCAUCUGUUGGUCACAGAUACAUUAUUUUUAAUUUUUAAAUGAGCCUCAGGAUCUCGUCACGGUAUCUCUGGACAUUCCAAAUUGCCCUCGAUUUAAAAUGCCAUUGUGUUCGUUGUGUCCGUAGCUUAUACCUGGCCCAUACCAUAACCCCACCGCCACCACGGGGCACUCUGUUCACACAACGUUGACGUCAGUAAACCGCUCGCCCACACGACGCCGUACACGUGGUCUGCGGGUUUUGAGGUUGGUUGGACAUAUACUGCGAAAUUCUCUAAAAACAACGUUAGAUGUGGGUUAUGUUAGAGAAAUCAAAAUUAAAUUCUCUGAUAACAGCUCUGGUGGACCUUCCUGCAGUCAGCAUGACAAGUGUACGCUCCCUCAACUUGAGACAUAUGUGACAUUGUGUUGUGUGACAAAACUGCACUUUUUUUUUGUGUGUGUGGCCUUUUUAUUGUCCCCCCAGCACAAGGUGCACCUGUGUAAUUAUCAUUCUGUUUAAUCAGCUUCUUGAUAUGCCACACCUGUCAGGUGAACGGAUUAUCUUGGCACAGGAGAGAAAUGUUCCCUAACAGGGAUGUCAACAAAUUUGUGCCAGAAAAUGUGUGUAUGGAACAUUUCUUGUCUCUUUUUAUUCCAGCUCAUGAAUCAUGGGAAAAAAACACACUUUUACACGUUGCUUUUUUAAUAUUUUUGUUCAGUGUAGCUUCAAGUCGUCCCAUAUGGACUGGUCUCUGUUGUUUUCUACCCAUCUGAAGAGGAGCAAAGCCUUUCCUAUAGCCUUUCAUAUCUGUCUGUUUCACUACGUGCUCCUGGACAACCCCUGGUGUUUUAGACCAAUGGAGAGGGAGCAGAACAUGCUCCUGGACAACCCCUGGUGUUUUAGACCAAUGGAGAGAGAGCAGAACAUGUUCCUGUACAACCCCUGGUGUUUUAGACCAAUGGAGAGGGAGCAGAACAUGCUCCUGGACAACCCCUGGUGUUUUAGACCAAUGGAGAGGGAGCAGAACAUGCUCCUGGACAACCCCUGGUGUUUUAGACCAAUGGAGAGGGAGCAGAACAUGCUCCUGGACAACCCCUGGUGUUUUAGACCAAUGGAGAGGGAGCAGAACAUGCUCCUGGACAACCCCUGGUGUUUUAGACCAAUGGAGAGGGAGCAGACCAUGCUCCUGGACAACCCCUGGUGUUUUAGACCAAUGGAGAGGGAGCAGAACAUGCUCCUGUACAACCCCUGGUGUUUUAGACCAAUGGAGAGGGAGGAAGCAGAACAUGUUCCUGUACAACCCCUGGUGUUUUAGACCAAUGGAGAGGGAGGAAGCAGAACAUGUGACCCAUUUGACAUUUCACUUUCCGGAUUCCCUACUGUGACUUUAUGAUUCCCUUUCUGACCUGUCUGACCGGUUAUUGUAUUCACAACCACAAUUCUGUGUGUCCCAAAUGGCUCCCUAUAUAGUGCACUACUUUUGGCCAGAGGCCUAUGGUCCCUUGUCAAAUGUAGUGCACUACUUACUAUACAGGGUGCCAUUUGGGAUGUUUCCUGGCUGCACUUUAAUUGAGUCUAUUAUUGAUUUUAUGGGUUUUUUAAAAACUGUUUUUUUUUUUUUUUUUGGAGGUGAAUGUUUGUAUGAGGAAAUAUAUGGAAAUAAAUAUCUAUUUAACCUAAA
Messenger RNA from Oncorhynchus mykiss (rainbow trout), 3338 nucleotides. Its product is annotated as protein LRATD2. Lineage: Eukaryota; Metazoa; Chordata; Actinopteri; Salmoniformes; Salmonidae. The record is from RefSeq and is a predicted model, not a curated record.